UUCGGCAAACAACUAAAGAUCCGUUCACUUUUCCAGGUAGUUUCUACAUUCUGAGACCACUUUUAGAUUUUUCUGCUCUCCCAUUUCGUAAACUAAACAAAUAUUAAAUGUCACGGUACCAAUGCAUCAGAGACAUUGUCAGGGACCUAACUUAGACUUGAAAGAAACAGUUCUUAACAUUCAUCAUGAAUAUCUUCAUCUUCUGUCUUCAUUUACUUUGUUUGAUGAGGACAACUUUAGGACUUUACCUUUUGGGUCUUCCAGGAUAUAAUUUAAACAACUAUCCUGACCCGAAACCAGAUCCUGAAAAGUGCCGACAAAAUCCUGGCUUUCAAAUAUAUCGACACAAGAAUGUACAAAUGUGUUUGAAGUUUCAAAUGUUUGACACUCCUCUUACCUACAAUCAAGUUCAAAGAUAUUGUGACGAUCGGUUAGCUAUCAUAGGAGUCUUUGAUCUAAAAGAGAAACUGGAAAUUCUGCAACAACAAACAAGAUGUGUUUGGGUGAAUUUCAAAUUAGAUCGAUUUGAUAUUAUGAACUUUGUUUUCUCAUAUCGUAUUUUUAAAGAAGCAUACAGUCAUGAAAAGCAUAGGAAUCUUUUUUACAAAGAUUAUUCACAGCAAACUAAAUACGAAUACCGGGAUGAUGCAAUUAGAAAAUUAGCUACAUGUGGUAUUUACCAUCCUAGUUACAGGCUGCUUGCAAUGGACAACUGUUUUUUCCCUGGUUUAUACGAACCGAAUUGUGCUUUCGGUGUUGUCUGUGAGGAUUACUUCUUUACAAGAGACAAUCUUUAAAUUCAACUUUUAACGUCUUAUGUUUGCUGUUCAAUUCUAAAAAUAGAUUAAAAUUAGCAUGAUGAUAAUCA
This is a messenger RNA of Biomphalaria glabrata, 868 nucleotides long. RefSeq lists its product as uncharacterized. The transcript is spliced from 5 exons. Bases 186 to 797 code for a protein of 203 amino acids. NCBI's taxonomy places the organism in Eukaryota, Metazoa, Mollusca, Gastropoda, Planorbidae. The record is from RefSeq and is a predicted model, not a curated record.